AUGGACGCGGAAGAGGUGUUGACGCGCAGUGCCGUGGCUUUGGAACAGCGACGGCAAGUAGAGACCACGCUUGCGCUGUGGUCGAGUGAGUUGAGGUCGACCCAACGUCGCUUAGAAAUGAUGGCGGACGUUUUCAUGUCGGUGCAUCAACGGCAUUUGGACAAACAACGCACAUGGCUAGCCAGCCAAGUCAUCCUGACCGUCGAUAUCGAAGAAGAUGCGUCGCAAUCACCCAAGCUAUACAGUUUGAGCAUUGGCCAUGGCCUCAUGUGGGUUUACACGUUUCCUUACGCGCCGUCCGUCGAGUACCUCGAGCCCACGACAAGGCAACACAAACCAUCCGCCCACCUCGUCCUGGCGACAUGGACCAAAGUCGCCAUGUUUGCUCGUCCAGUACAAGUCGACUUGUCGAUCCAACGCACUCACGAUGACGGCAUCUGGAAAGUCGAGGUGUAUGCAAGAGCGAUCGGAAUCGUUGUGACGUACCACGUCGAUGUGUCGCAUGUUCUCGAGGAGCAUACAUUUCAUCCUCGCCACAUCUCCCGCGAAGUGGCUAGGGCUCGAGCCCUCGCUUGGCUGUGUGGCACGACAUCCGACCUGGCACAUCCCGAUUCCCUGUGGGCCACAUGUAUAGAGCACAUGAACUUGCCGUCGUGGCGCUGCAUCUGUCAAGUUAUGACCAAGGUGCAUUCGCUGCUUCAGUCCCCGGACGAUCUACUCGGGUGUUCUGGACUUGUGAGCCGUGAACAGCGCGGUGUCGUGCGAUUCACUGUCCUGGAUCAUGCGUUUUCUGCUCUGCAGGAUGGCAUUCAGAGCGCGUUGGACGAGAUCGAGCAAUGCAACCAGAGCCAAAUUCGACAUUAUCACAGCAUCCUCUGUGGUCCGUUUGCACAGGCGGUGGUGCAAAUACGGGCCGUCGACGCGCCGCCACACCCGGCAACCCCUCUGCCUCCCGUUCUCCGAUUGGCAUUCCAACUUGUCAUUCCAGUUGAGCUUGGCAAUGCACCUGAAGAAGUGUUCAUUCAAGAACCAGUGGACUUUGCGGUGCUUUCACGUCUCCUUGGAUCUACCGACCUCGAUCUGCUCGACGCGCUGCAUGGCCAUGUCGUUGCAAUAGCUAACCCAUCCACCGACAGUGAGCCCAACGUUCGGGCAUCAGGAUUGACUCGGUCCGUCGUGUAUGGCCCCGCCUUGUAUCUCUGUCAUUCGUCGCAUGUGCUCGACCGCCUCAUGCACAUCGAUCCGACCCGAAGCUCUGGAAAGCGACAAGCACAACCCAAAGGAGCCAUGUGGAGAACGUAUGCAAACGACCGCAUGCGCGCGGCGCGGCAGGCCAAGCCGUCGCACGCGCAUCUCCCGCUGGAAAGCUGUCAUCCCAACGACGACAACCGUCCUCCUCGAGCUGCAACUUGGCACCCGUCCAGCGCAGUACAAACGAUGUUUGUCGCAACACUCUCAAACAAGGAACUGGAAUACAUGAAUGGACUCGUUGCCGAUGUUCCAUCUCUGCCCAGGCGUGCCGUCGAUGUGUUUUUGCAAUUUCUCGACUUUUCCACAAUGACGUGGGGCGCCCUCGACACCAAAGUUGUGUUUUCUGGCAAGUUGGACGUUGCUGUGGUUGAUGGAGACCCCGUCACCAUGACCCUAACGAUAUCCGUGAACAACCUGACGGCACCCACGUCAUUGAUGGUGAGCGCCAGAGAUGCCUCGAAUCGAUUUGGAACGACAGCAUUUCACGUCUCCAUUCCAUGGGAGCCCGUGGAAACGCGACCGCGUCAUGCAAGUGCGUGGGUCACGUUUGCCCAUGACUGCGUGUCGAGGCUGGUCUUGCUUCGAAUGAAUGGACAGGUCGACUUGCGCCUGCGUCACAUGGUCCCGCUGGUUCGGCGUCUCGAUCUCAUGGCUACACGCGAUGUGGCAGCCCCCGGCAACAUACUGCAGUAUGCGGCAUUGCGCAACCACGUGCCAGGGAAUGCCAUGUCGAUGCACAUGGGCUCUGCUCGGCUCAACAAACAUUUACGGUCGUCCGUACUGGAUCGCAUGCGAAAACGAUUCGCCGCGGUGCAACUCGCAAGUGCCAAGGCGGCCGUCGAGUGGCCGCACAUGGUGGAAGAAGAUGCAUUCAGUGCAGAGUUUCGAGGCAUUUUGACCCUCCCGUUGAAGCAGCUGCACAAAUUGUACAAGGCUUUCGAUGCUGGAACGCAGCAGAGUCAAGCAGGAGCGGCCAACGUUCGGCGGGCAGUUCUGUCUGCCUUGGGCAGUACCACCUUGCGUAUUGAAGGAGAGAAGGAGGGGGCGUCAUGGGCGACCUUUCACUCGUUCGCAGAGUGGUGGCGCGUGGCCGACAUUGAACGACGGCGACGUGAGCCGCCGUCGUCCCCAGUCCAGCCAUAUGCAACCGUCGAGGCUCCAGCACACGAAUCAAAUACGUGA
This is a messenger RNA of Aphanomyces invadans, 2433 nucleotides long. RefSeq lists its product as hypothetical. The coding region runs from base 1 to 2433 and encodes 810 amino acids. The record is from RefSeq and is a predicted model, not a curated record. NCBI's taxonomy places the organism in Eukaryota, Oomycota, Saprolegniomycetes, Saprolegniales, Verrucalvaceae. The transcript is spliced from 5 exons.